UUAGGUACAACUAAACCAAUUUUUCCAAGUCGAUGUAAACAGUACUUCAAGUUAUAUUGCAUAUAAUUUACAACUUUCAGGCACUUAGAACAUAUUUAUCCCCUCAAUCAUGGCGAUCCUCGUAAAACUCUCCUCGACUGUCCCCUUCGCCCUCACAAUUCUCUCAUUCUUCUCAAUCAUCGCCAUCAUAGAAUCAAAGUCUUUCUCCCGAAUUCUACCCCCAUCAUCCCUUGGGCUGAAGAGAGAGAAACUAAGCCACCUCCACUUCUACUUUCAUGACAUAGUCGUUGGCAAAAACCCAACCGCUAUCCGGGUAGCCAAAGCACCCACAACAAACGCCUCCUCACCCUUUGGUGCGGUGGUGAUGAUUGACGACCCUUUGACGAUCAACCCCGAUAUCAACUCCAAACUUGUUGGCAGAGCACAAGGGAUUUAUGCUUUAGCAUCACAAACUGAUUUUAGCUUGUUAAUGGCAUAUAACUUUGCUUUCAUGGAAGGGAAAUACAAUGGCAGCAAUCUUAGCGUUUUGGGGCGUAACUCGGUGUUUUCUCCGGUCAGAGAAUUGCCGGUCGUUGGUGGGAGCGGGGUUUUCAGGUAUGCUCGUGGCUAUGCCGAAGCAAGGACUCAUUCAUUUGAUUCCAAGACUGGGAAUGCUGUUGUGGAAUAUAAUGUGUAUGUUUUUCAUUAUUAAUAAAUGAGCUAAUCUGUCUGCUCUCUGAUUGGAUUUUUUCUCUUUUUAGAGCACUAAGUUUGCCUUUUGUUUGAUCACAUUUACGUCAAUAAAAGCUGUUAGGAAUUGAAUGUCACGUGACGUUAGAAUCCAAAAUUUGAUUAUUACAACUGAUGAUCAUGAUCAGUAAUGUGAUUUGCC
Messenger RNA from Durio zibethinus, 871 nucleotides. NCBI's taxonomy places the organism in Eukaryota, Viridiplantae, Streptophyta, Magnoliopsida, Malvales, Malvaceae. The record is from RefSeq and is a predicted model, not a curated record.